This is a messenger RNA of Micropterus salmoides (largemouth bass), 3687 nucleotides long. Its product is annotated as NF-X1-type zinc finger protein NFXL1-like. The record is from RefSeq and is a predicted model, not a curated record. Gene Ontology annotation, biological process: regulation of DNA-templated transcription. Gene Ontology annotation, cellular component: nucleus. Gene Ontology annotation, molecular function: zinc ion binding; DNA-binding transcription factor activity, RNA polymerase II-specific; RNA polymerase II transcription regulatory region sequence-specific DNA binding. NCBI's taxonomy places the organism in Eukaryota, Metazoa, Chordata, Actinopteri, Centrarchiformes, Centrarchidae. The transcript is spliced from 25 exons. Bases 116 to 2794 code for a protein of 892 amino acids.
GCAGCAUAGGUUUACAGGACUACAAGUGCCGGCAUGCACCGGGUUGCUCUGCGCAUGACAACGCAACGGGCUCCGCUGCUGCUGUAGAGUGCUGAGCGUUUCGGAGGCGGUUGCCAUGGAGCCAGCCUGGCGGCAGCAGGGCAGGGGGCGUGGCCGGGGCCAGGAGGCUCCGGGUGAAAGGUCACGACCCCUGCAGAAGGAGAGAGAGAAGCCGGGGGCCGCUGCAGCAGGAGCGUGGGGGGCAGGACGAGGAGGGCGGACAAAGUCCGCCACGGCGCCUGAACCUCAGCGCGGCGUGUCGGUCCAGUCCAAGUUUGAGGAGAUCAGGAAGUCCAACCAGGCUGCUGCUCAGCGAUUGGUGGAGAGCCGUAUCAGCUGCUCCUCCUCUGAUGAAGACGACGACGAUGAUGGAGCUGUUGACCAUAAUGAUGGAAAGAGAGGGAAGAUCCUCUCAUCGACCUUCACCACCUACACCGACCAGACAGGUGGUGACGCCACAGGUCUGCUCAGAACCGGUCAGUACGUCAGUGACCUGUUUCAGUCUGGAGCUCUCACCUGUCUGAUCUGCAUCGCCUCCGUCAAGAGGACCCAGGCGGUGUGGAGCUGCUCCAGCUGUUUCUCUCUCUUCCACCUGCCCUGUAUUCAGAAAUGGGCCAGAGACUCUGCCUUCCUCGUCUCCUCUGUCACUGAUGAAGACUUCGGUCAGAAGCAGCAUCCCUGGCCCUGUCCAAAGUGUCGAGCAGAAUAUCCUCCGAGUGCCACGCCCAACAGGUACAUGUGUUACUGUGGGAAGCUGCAGGAUCCUCCAGCUGACCCCUGGUUGGCCCCUCAUUCCUGUGGCUCCGUCUGUCAGAAGGAGCUCAAACCCACAUGUGGACACACCUGUCUGCUGCUCUGUCACCCGGGUCCGUGCCCUCCGUGUCCAAAGAUGGUGGCAGUUUCCUGUAUGUGUGGCAAAGCUAAGCCCCUCCCCCGUCGCUGUAGCAACAAGGCCUGGUCGUGUCAGAAGCAGUGCAGCAAGUUGUUACCCUGUAAACAGCACACCUGUACGCAGCCCUGUCACACAGAGUGCUCCCCCUGUCCAAGAGUCAGCGUGCAGAAAUGUGUGUGUGGACGAGAGAAAGCAGAGAGACCCUGCGCCAGCCCUCGGUGGAACUGUCAGCAGGUGUGUGGUUCUCUCCUCUCCUGUGGGAAUCACACCUGUGAGGUUGUCUGCCAUGAUGGAGUUUGUCCUCCGUGUCCUCGCUCAGUCAGCAGAUCCUGUCCCUGCGGCAAGACCAAGUCGUCUCUGCCGUGCACAGAGGAAGUGUUGCCGUGCGGCGACACAUGUGACCGCCGGCUGUCGUGCGGGAAACACACCUGUUCAAUGAGGUGUCACAGAGGGAGCUGCGAGACCUGCAGACAGGAGGUGGAGAAGGAGUGCAGGUGCGGUAAAUACAGGAAGCUGAUGCCGUGUCAUAAGGAGUACCUGUGUGACUCCAAAUGUCCCCAAACCAGAAGCUGCCAGAGACACCAGUGCAGGAGGAAGUGCUGCCCUGGUAACUGCCCGCCAUGUGACCAGAGCUGUGGACGAACUCUGGGGUGUCGCAACCACAAGUGUCCCUCUGGCUGUCACCCAGGUAGUUGCUAUCCCUGUCCGGAGUCGGUGGAGGUCAGAUGUACAUGUGGCUCCACCGUCUUGGCUGUCCCUUGUGGGCGAGAACGAAGCACCAAACCGCCUCGCUGCAAAGAGACCUGCAGGUGUCCUCCGUCUUGCCACCACCCGACCAGAGAGACCCACCGGUGCCACCCCGGGCCCUGUCCCCCCUGCAGACAAUCCUGCCUGCUGCCGCUGCCCGGCUGCAGCCACACCUGCCCUCAGCCCUGCCACGACAUGGUGCUGGUCAAGUCCCAGCAGGUGCAGUUGGCAGGUCCGUGGGAGCAGCCGUCUGAACCAGCGUUUGUGAAGAAAGCUCUGCCAUGUCCGCCGUGUCAAGUACCGAUACCAACGGCCUGUUUCGGAGAACAUGAGGUCAGUCCGGUGCCGUGUCAUCGACGGGGGCGAUUCUCUUGUAAACGACCCUGCGGACGACCUUUGACCUGCGGGAACCACAAUUGCAGCCGGGAGUGUCACCUGGUUACCAACGGCAAGCAGUGUGAGGUGUGUGAAGAGGCCUGCUCUAAGCCCCGCCCCCCCGGGUGCCCCCACACCUGCUCCCGCCCCUGUCACCCCGGCAACUGCCCCCCCUGCAGCCAGAUGAUCCGCCAACGCUGCCACUGCAAGAUCAGCGUGCUCUACGUGGAGUGCACGAAGUUGACAUCAGCUGAUGAACGGACGAAGGUGCAGUUGGGCUCCUGCAACAACCAGUGUCCUAAACAGCUGAGCUGUGGCCAUCGCUGUAAGCAGGUGUGUCAUCCAGGAGUGUGUGAGGAGAAAUGUCAGCAGAAGGUGAAGCUCCGAUGUCCCUGCAAGAGGAUCAAGAAGGAGAUGCCGUGCGCUCUGUCGGCUGAGUGUGUUGUUCAGUGUGAUGACGCCUGCAAAGACCAGCAGAAGAAAGUCAGCCAGAUGAAGGAGGCGGAGCAGAGAGCAGCUGAGGUGGAGGAGCAGAAGAAACUUCAGGAGGAGCUGGAGGCGUUCGAGAAGCGUCAGCAGCGAGGAGGUCGGAGGAGUAAGAAGAGGGGGAGGAGGGAGGAGGUGGAUGAUGAGGAGUCGAGGGCGCGGAGGUGGUGGAGGAGGUGCGCCGCCUACGUCCUCGCCCCGUUGGGCGGAGCUCUGCUUUCCGCCGCCGCCUACUACCUCCUCACCACGCCCUGAGCCGACACGUCAGCAUGCGUGUGAUAAAGGAUAAUGUUUCUACUUUCACUCUACUGUCUUCAGAUGUCUCCACUUCUGUUUCAUUUAACCCGUCCUCCUGUUUCAGACCGCUCUUUGUGAUUUUGGUUUAUCUUCUUUCGGUCUCAGAUUUAUUUUGCUGCUUGAUUCUCUAACUUGAUAUCAGUCCUUGUGUUGAGCUGUUUUUCUUUUCAGAGUAGGAGUAGCUUUAGUUUAGUCCCCAUAGCAACACAAGCUCUACUAAAACAACAAAAAACUACAUAAUCCAAACAUCUCAAAGUCAUUAAUUAGUGUUAAAUUGCUGAGCUAGAGCUGUUUAUUUUUAUAAUCGAUUGUUCUAAUAAACAGUAAAAACAAAGAAAAGUAAGCUGGAUCCAUCACUUUCGUUUUGCUGUCGGUUAAUUAACGGACGCAGCUCCAGUCCGAACACACGUUUUUAAUGCUUCACAGAUGCUUCGUUACCAACUUACAGCCUCUGAGAAAUGUCACGGUUAUCACAUCUUGGCACACGGCAGUGUAAAAGUGGUUAACGUUUUGACUACCUGGGAUUGUCUCCAGUUGUGUUGAGAAGUUUUGACUGACUCUGAAGAGCUGCGCUCGUCUGUUAGCUCACUAGCUACACGUUAGGGAGUGAAAUCUGAAUGAUUUUCAGCAGAUACAAUAAACACAUUUGUGAAACCAGCUUUUUGCAAAAUACAAACCUCCGUUGUGUUUCUUGUUUUCUCUGUGUGGUAAACUCUAAAAUAUGAAUUUAAUUUCAGUAAAAGUGAUUAUUUCAGGAUGGCGAGCACAUUCUUGUAAUGUUUGACCAAUAAAGAGAGAGUGAACACUCUGUACCACAGAUCAUCAGUAAAGUAUAUUGAUAUGACCUUUGA